CCUGGAUGUAACAUAAGGAGGUGAUCAGCAUCAAAUGCGGAAGCUGAAUCACUGGAACCAGGCAGACGCAGACACAACUGUUGAGCAAAAUGCAGACUCCACAGAAAAGUCCAAGCCUCAGACCUUUCAAGCAGAGGAAGAGUUUAGCAACCAGAAGAGAGGAAGUUGCUGGAAUCAGAGUGAAGUUCCCAGGCAAGAUCCCGGUGAUAGUGGAGCGCUACCCCAGGGAGAAGUUCCUGCCCCGGCUGGACAAGACCAAGUUCCUGGUCCCACAGGAACUGACCAUGACGCAGUUUCUCAGCGUCAUUCGGAGCCGCAUGGUCCUAGGGGCCACUGAAGCCUUUUACUUGCUGGUGAACAACAAGAGCCUGGGAAGUAUGAAUGUGACCAUGGCAGAGAUCUACAGGGACUACAAGGACGAGGAUGGCUUUGUGUACAUGACCUAUGCCUCCCAGGAGAUGUUUGGCUGCUUGGGGUCAGCAGCCCCCGAGGAUGGGAGCAGCUUUGGGGAGGACAGGCCCUGCCAUCCUCUCUAGCGCGUGUCCUCUAACCAUUGUGUUCACAGUGCAGGAGGCACAGACUGUUUUCUGUGUGUGCCCUGAUGAUCCGGGGGCAAAGCCCCCUGCAAUGAUCAGCACCAACCAUGACAAUGAGGCAAGACCUGCGUGUUUCCUUUUUUGUGCUCACCCUCUUUGGUGGCUCUUGAGAAUUUUGGAAAUAUUCUUUUCUGAGAAAGAAGUAGUUAACUUGUGCAAUGAGUUGGGGAGGUAUUUUAAAUGUUUCCUGUGAUGGAGGCCAAGCUGGAGGCCCUGGAGGUAUGUGAUCUGUCUUGAUGGGCAGGAGUCCCGAGUACGCUUGGGUGUGGAGAUCCUGUGACCUCAGAUGGUCUCCAUGGAGCCUGGUGCAGCCAUCCUGAACUGCCUCAUUUGGGGAUGGUGGGGGUGGCGGGUGGAAUGACUGCAGAGGGGAAGUGGCCUUAUCUAUGUCAUUAAAGAGAUUAUUGUUAUUUCCACA
This is a messenger RNA of Odocoileus virginianus texanus, 1014 nucleotides long. RefSeq names its product microtubule associated protein 1 light chain 3 gamma (gene MAP1LC3C). The record is from RefSeq and is a predicted model, not a curated record. Gene Ontology annotation, cellular component: autophagosome; cytosol; autophagosome membrane. Lineage: Eukaryota; Metazoa; Chordata; Mammalia; Artiodactyla; Cervidae. Gene Ontology annotation, molecular function: ubiquitin protein ligase binding. Gene Ontology annotation, biological process: autophagosome assembly; autophagosome maturation; autophagy of mitochondrion.